CCGUUGUCGACUUGGCAGUGAGGCUUAUUUUACGCCUGGCCUCCCGCUUAUUCUCAAUAAUAUUGAGUGCUUCUCACUUCUCACCGGUAAUCGCUAAAUCGAAUCGCGUGCAUCACAUAUGGCAACAAAAGAUGCGCAUGCGGUUAAAAUCAACUGCUGGGGUUACAACAAGCUGCGGGCUUUUAGUGGAUUGUCAUUGUAUUCAGCAACUUGUUUUUAACCAAGAUUCAUUACCUCCUGUAUACAAACAGUGCUACAUUAUAAUGACAGCGUUACAGGUUAUUCUUAUCGCCAUGAUCUUCUGUGCUAAUUUCUCUAUAUCAAAUGGAUCCCCACCAGUCAAAUAUUCGAACAAUUUCGAAGUAGUCGAGCACGGCAAUGACAAGACGGUACCGCGAGUGCAACGCGUAUUUGCCUCCUCCAUAGCGGGAUCCAAGCAUCGUUGCGCCGUGAAAUGCUUGAAGAACGAUCGCUGCUGGCAGUUCUGCUAUGUAGCAACCACUGGCCAAUGUGUGCUGCAGGAUGCCUCCUUAGCCCCAAAGUCUGGAGGGCCGUCCAAAGUCGACAACUGCACUUAUUUCUCGAGAAAAGUUUGUAGCAGCACCUACCAACUUGAGCCCCGUCAGAACCUGUUCGCGUUUCCUGCUUUUAAUGGAAAUGAAUUCGUAUUGGACUUCUCCGUUCAAUCAGAUCGUGCAGCAAAGAUCGCCUUGUCUACGGAUGGCACGAAGGCAAACAGCAAGUACCAUCUAGUUCUCGGGCACGGCGAUAAUACAAAGACCACCAUCCGAAGAUGCCAUUCCUGCAGUGUACUGCAUUCUGUAACAACCCUGGGUUUCUUGAGCGAGCACGAGAUGCGACGCUUCUGGCUGCGGUACGAUCACGGCGCCUUCGCCGUAGGCAAACACCAGCAAACAGCGUUCUUCGAAUGGACCGACCCACAACCCCAAGAUACACCCAUGCGUUUCUUUGGUUUUGCUAGCUUUAAUGAACCCCAGAUUUGGGCCGCCUAUCAUACAUGCAACUGAGUUUCACAUCCCAGGGAAACUAUGUAGUCGAUGUGAGGAGGUAAAGCUUCAGCUAUUGCUAGUGUGCUGUAUGGGAACUUACGAACGUGCAUAAUAUUUCUGUCAAAAUCAGACU
This is a messenger RNA of Patiria miniata (bat star), 1143 nucleotides long. RefSeq lists its product as uncharacterized. The coding region runs from base 132 to 1028 and encodes 298 amino acids. The transcript has 3 exons. The record is from RefSeq and is a predicted model, not a curated record. NCBI's taxonomy places the organism in Eukaryota, Metazoa, Echinodermata, Asteroidea, Valvatida, Asterinidae.